Molecule: messenger RNA, 456 nt
Organism: Capronia coronata CBS 617.96
Lineage: Eukaryota; Fungi; Ascomycota; Eurotiomycetes; Chaetothyriales; Herpotrichiellaceae
Exons: 3
Coding region: 1-456 (151 amino acids)
Source: RefSeq, a predicted model, not a curated record
AUGGCCACUCUACACUAUCUCCCUCCUGUCAAGCCUUCUGCGAUCGCCCUGGGCGUCGUCUUCAACCAAAUCUCCGGCGCUGGAGUGUUGGCCCCUCUGUUCGGCGAUGUCUACCAGCGUGCCAAGGCUGCCGACAGCAAAGAAGAGUUCUUCAAGUCGAAGGAGACUGCCACCGCUGCUGCUAGCUGGGGAAGCUCCAUCCUGGGUUCUGCUGUUCAGACCUACGGUGUUGCUGCUCUGAUCAAUGCCACCGGCACACUGAGCUACAAGGGUGCGGCCUAUUUGGGAGGCUUGGUCUUCGCAGCUUCGUACAGCCCUUCGCUCAUCUCCGCUCUUGUCGUCGAGAACCGACCCAUUGACACUGUUGCCGUGGGCGUUCUCUCUCGUCUCCUGGAAACUGUUGGCCUCAGCGUGUUCCUCACCUACUGGGGCACUCGCACCAACCCAUUCGACUAG